Dictyostelium purpureum is the source of this 1070-nucleotide messenger RNA. RefSeq lists its product as uncharacterized. The coding region runs from base 22 to 1008 and encodes 328 amino acids. The record is from RefSeq and is a predicted model, not a curated record. NCBI's taxonomy places the organism in Eukaryota, Evosea, Eumycetozoa, Dictyosteliales, Dictyosteliaceae. The transcript is spliced from 2 exons.
AAAAAAUUAAAUAAAAGACAAAUGGAUCUCGAAGAGCAAUAUAAAGAAAUAAGAAAAAAGUGUAAUGUGCCAAAAGAAGAUUGGCCUGAAUGGCGUAAACAUUUAUAUGAUCAUGGUUGGGCAAUUGUAAAGAAUGUGAUACCAAAAGAAAAAUGUGAAGAAUAUUCAUCUAGAUUUUGGGAUUGGGUAGAGGGAUUUAAUUCUGGUGUUAAAAGAAAUAAACCAUCUACAUGGACUUCAGAUAAUUGGCCCGGUCAUAUCCAUGGUAUUUUUCAAGGAUAUGCUAUAGGACAAACACAGUUUGUUUGGGAUGUUAGAUCAGAAGAGGAAAUUAUUAAAAUAUUUGAAAUGAUAUAUCAAGAUAAAGAACUAUUGGUUAGUUUUGAUGGUGCUAAUUUAUCAAGACCAACUAUUGAAAGUAGAGCAUCAAUGUGGGCUCAUUUCGAUCAAGGUAGUCAAAAGAAUGAUUUCAGAUGUAUUCAAGGAUUUUUAAAUUUACAACCAUGUCAAGAAUUUGAUGGUGGUUUAAUAGUGUAUGAAGAUUCACAUUUACAACAUGAUGCAUUCUUUAAAGAGUCUGGUGCUGUUUCAGAUGGUGAUUGGUAUAAAUUUCAAGAAGACCCACAACCAUUAAAGUGGUUCAAAAACUGUAAAAAGAUAAAGGUCUGUUGUGAUCCUGGUGAUUUUGUAUUAUGGGAUAGCAGAACUAUUCACUAUGCUUGUCCACCAAUCAAACACAAGGGUACCGGUAAUUGCAGAGAAGUCGUUUAUGUAUCUUGUCAACCUGCCUCAUUAGCAAAUGAAAGGGUAAUAGGUCAAAAACAAAAAGCAUUUUAUUCCAAAAGAAUGACAUCACAUUGGGCAAGUGAAAAUAUAAAAUUAUUUGCACGUACUCCACGUAGCUAUGGCGAUACAGAAAGAGAACAGCGAUUCCAAUUUGAUGAAACUACAUUACCAGUAUUAAAUGAACGUGCCAGAAAAUUAGCAGGUUUGGACCCAUAUUAUUAGAAAAAUAAAAAUAAUAAUAAUUAUUAUUUUUAAAUACAUAUUUCUUUUUCUUUUUCUUUUAU